This is a messenger RNA of Selaginella moellendorffii, 1928 nucleotides long. RefSeq names its product kelch domain-containing protein 4. The record is from RefSeq and is a predicted model, not a curated record. Gene Ontology annotation, molecular function: protein binding. Lineage: Eukaryota; Viridiplantae; Streptophyta; Lycopodiopsida; Selaginellales; Selaginellaceae. Bases 9 to 1853 code for a protein of 614 amino acids. The transcript has 20 exons.
CCAAAGAAAUGGGGAAGAAGAAAGAGAAGAAGCCGGGAAAGGGGAAGGAGAAGACCGAGCGCAAGACGGCUAAGGCGGCAGAGAAGCGUGCUCGUCGCGACGACAAGAAGGUUUCGGAUGAGGAUGACAUUGAUGCGAUCCUGGCUAAAAUCCAGAAGGAGGAAGCAAAGAAGAGCGACGUUCACGUCGAUGAGAAUGUAGCAGCGCCUUCACCACGAUCCAAUUGCUCUGUGACUGUAAACCCCGUCAAGGACACUGAGCUGAUCGUGUAUGGAGGUGAAUUCUAUAACGGUGACAAGACUUACGUUUAUGGUAAUCUCUAUCGAUACAAUAUCGAGAAGAACGAGUGGAAGCUUGUCACCAGUCCAAACAGUCCUCCCCCGAGAAGUGCUCACCAGGCGGUUGCAUGGAAAAAUUGGCUCUUCAUUUUUGGUGGUGAAUUCACGUCUCCAAAUCAGGAGAGAUUUCAUCACUAUAAGGAUUUAUGGAGACUGGACCUAAACACAAAUGUGUGGGAGCAGCUUCAACUAAAAGGCUCCCCAGGUGCUCGUUCCGGACAUAGAUUGGUUCUCUACAAACAUAAACUUAUUCUAUUUGGUGGAUUUUAUGACACGCUGCGGGAAGUAAGGUACUUCAAUGAUCUUUACGUGCUGGAUUUAGACGACUACAAGUGGCAAGAGAUAAAACCCAAGCUUGGAGCUGCCUGGCCUUCGGCUAGAAGUGGUUUUCAGUUUGCUGUUUAUUUAGAUGAGAUUUUCUUGUACGGUGGCUAUUUCAAAGAGCCUGCCCCUGACAAAGAUCAAUCCGACAAAGGUGUAGUGCUCGCAGAUAUGUGGACGUUAGAUCCACGGAAUUGGGAGUGGGACAAGGUGAAAAAAUCUGGUAUGGCUCCUGGGCCAAGAGCAGGAUUUUCUAUGUGUGUCCACAAGAAACGAGCCAUCUUGUUUGGUGGUGUAGUUGAUACUGACGAUAAAGGUGAUUCGCUGCACAGCGUUUUUAUGAACGAGAUGUAUGCUUUUCAGAUGGACAAUCGCAGAUGGUAUCCUUUGGAGCUUCGCAAGCCAAAGAGCCUCAAGAAUAAGAAGAAAGUGGUCAAUCCAAAUGUGGAUAAUACGUCUGUAGAAGGAGAAGGCGUUGAGAGUCAAAUGGAAGCUACAACCUUGGAAGACGAACCCACGACUGAGUUCCAGGUUGUUAAGCCUUGCGGUAGAAUCCAUGCUGGAAUGGUUGUUGGAAAGGAUACUUUGUUUCUGUAUGGAGGUAUGAAAGAAGUCGGGGAGAAAGAAGUGACACUCGACGACCUUUUCUCGCUGGACCUGAAUAAACUCGAUGCGUGGAAGUGCAUUAUUGAGGAAACACAAAGUGAAUGGAUUGAAGUUAGUGACGAGGAAGGUGAAAGUGAUGAUGACAACAGUGAUGCUGGAUCGAUUAGUAAUGGAACAGAUGACGAGGAGGAUGAUGGCGAGGUAGAUGCAGCGGAGUCAUCGCAACGAGUUGAAGAGGCAGCUGCUAUUCUGAGGGGCGAAGGCAAAAGACUGACACGAAAGGCACGGAAAUUAAAGAUCGAUCAAAUGCGGUCCGAGCUGGGCCUAGCUGAUUCCCAACGAACACCCUUGCCUGGGGAAACGCUGAGAGAUUUUUUCUCCCGGACGAUCAUGUAUUGGCAAAUGGCUGCUUACGACCACACCCAACACACUGGAAAGGAGCUUAGGAAGGAUGGAUUUGACUUGGCGGAGACACGCUACAGAGAACUUAAACCCGUCCUGGACGAGCUCGCAAGACUUGAAGCCGACCAAAAGGCCGAAGAGGAAGAAGAGGCUACCAAACCUUCCAAGAAGCGCAGCAAUAAAUGAAUAGAUUACAGUUAUUCUCAAAGGCAUGGUAGUGUCAACUUUCUUCGUUUUCUAAUGCCAUUGACACGAAACCAA